AUGCCACAAUAUAAGGUUGCAGAUAUCUCUCUCGCCGCAUGGGGUAGAAAAGAAAUACGUCUGGCAGAAAAUGAAAUGCCCGGUCUCAUGUCCCUCCGCGCAAAGUACGGCCCCUCCAAACCGCUAACUGGUGCGCGUAUUGCUGGCUGUUUGCACAUGACCAUUCAAACCGCUGUCCUCAUAGAAACGCUCCUCGCCCUCGGAGCAGAAGUCGCUUGGAGUUCGUGUAAUAUUUUUUCCACUCAGGACCAUGCUGCUGCUGCUAUUGCCGAGACUGGAGUUCCAGUAUUUGCGUGGAAGGGCGAGACGGAAGACGAAUACAUCUGGUGUAUCGAGCAGACGUUGUCUGCGUUCAAGGAUAACAAACCUUUGAAUUUGAUUCUUGAUGACGGCGGGGAUUUAACUGCGUUGGUACACGAUAAAUAUCCUCAAUAUCUUACCGAAAUCAAAGGAAUAUCAGAAGAGACAACGACUGGUGUACAUCAUUUAUAUCAAAUGCUCAAGGAGGGUAAACUCAAGGUUCCUGCCAUCAAUGUCAAUGACUCUGUCACAAAGUCGAAAUUCGACAAUCUCUACGGAUGUCGAGAAAGCUUGAUUGAUGGAAUCAAGAGAGCAACUGAUGUGCAGAUUGCCGGAAAGGUCGCUGUCGUUGCCGGAUAUGGAGAUGUAGGAAAGGGGUGCGCAGUCGCAUUGAGAGGAAUGGGUGCACGAGUUAUAAUAACGGAAAUCGACCCUAUUAACGCUUUACAAGCUGCCAUGGAAGGUUAUCAGGUAACAACAAUGGAAGAUGCCUGUUCAAUAGGCAACAUUUACGUAACCGCGACUGGUAACCGGGACAUCAUAACCGGCAAACAUUUUGCCAAAAUGCCCGAGGACAGCAUAGUUUGCAAUAUCGGCCAUUUUGAUGUGGAGAUUGAUGUUGCCUGGCUCAAAGAAAACUCUGAAUCUCAUGAAAACAUCAAACCACAAGUCGACCGAUACAAAGUUAAAGGUGGAAACCAUGUGAUUCUUCUCGCACAGGGACGAUUGGUUAAUUUGGGAUGCGCAACAGGACACCCAAGUUUCGUAAUGAGCAAUAGUUUUACAAAUCAGGUACUUGCCCAGAUUGCCCUAUGGACAGAUGCUCAGAAUUAUCCUCUCGGAGUCCAUAUGUUACCCAAAAAAUUGGACGAGGAAGUGGCUAGGCUACAUUUGGAUAAGUUGGGCGUGAAAUUGACGGUCUUGAGUGACGAACAAGAGAAGUAUUUAGGAAUUAGCAAGGCAGGCCCAUUCAAGCCUGAACAUUAUCGCUACUAA
Messenger RNA from Paraglomus occultum, 1296 nucleotides. The record is from the annotation of a GenBank genome assembly. Lineage: Eukaryota; Fungi; Glomeromycota; Glomeromycetes; Paraglomerales; Paraglomeraceae.